This is a messenger RNA of Drosophila sulfurigaster albostrigata, 1592 nucleotides long. RefSeq lists its product as uncharacterized. The transcript has a single exon. Lineage: Eukaryota; Metazoa; Arthropoda; Insecta; Diptera; Drosophilidae. The coding region runs from base 836 to 1489 and encodes 217 amino acids. The record is from RefSeq and is a predicted model, not a curated record.
CACACACACACACACAUACACACUCGAUAAACAUUCGCGUUCAUAUGAUAACAAGCGCGUUAUCAAAAAACGCUCCCAGUUGUGAAUUAGCAACAAAAACAAGCACGUAAACAACCCAACGAAUCAAUCACGUGCACAGCUGUUCCCCCCCCCCCUUACUCUACCUUUCUCUCUCUCGCUCGCACUCGCUCUCUAGCCAGAUUAGCAUUCUUUAACCGCAAGUCAGCCAGCUUCAGGUUUGCUUCCUCUUCAAAGUUACCGCAGAGAUUUGCGAUCAAAAUGAGGGGAAAAUGAAAUCCUUUGCCAUUUCCUGCACUCAUUUGUUGACCCAAACGCACCUCCCCCUACCUCAACAAUGUGCCACGCCCCGUUGGACACGUGCUGUGUAAGUAGGCCAUAGGCAUGAAAAAUUAUUUAAAUCGAUUUUCCAUUUCCGAUUUUGUGUUGUGUGCGCUAAACGCAAUUGGGGAAAAUUUUAAAACGCGGCCUCAACUGAACCCCAAUAAAGUUUAGCGACCCUUGGCAUAAAUACGUGACAAACCCAAGGGGAGCAACUUAAAGAGAGCGAGAGGGAGGGAGAGCAAGAGCUAUAGAAAGAGACAGAGACAGAGCAAGUGCAGCAGCCCACAGCGACGACGACGACGUCGACUAUUGAUUAAACACAAGAGGGUUGAGAGAGGGCAGCGAACAGGUUGUGUUAGCACUGCGGGGGAGAAGGCGGAGAGGGGGAAGGGAGAUUGGGUUGGCAACACACGUUUGAUUACCGCGUGUAAACAGCGGCAAGAGGCAACUUUCGCAAGGACUUGUCGUCGUCGUCGUCGUUUCAUUGGCUUUUAUGCAUUGUGCAACUCGCUUCAAACGCUGUUGCAACAGUCACAUGUCUAAAGACGCCGCAACAGCAACUGAGGCACUCGCCAAGGGGGCGCGGCAGCAGCAGAAGGCGACGCCCCCACCGAAGCCCCAGCGUGGCAAAAGGAAGCCAUCGGCCACGCCCACCAGCAUACUGUGUGAACUGAUGCGCCUCAAGGCACAACAAAAGUACCUCGAAUGCAAUCAAGUCAAGCUGAAUGCCAGCAAUUUUCUCGAUGACAACGACCCUGGUGGCGACAUCGACAUCGACAUCGGUGCUGGGGAGGAUUCACUCCACACGGCAAGUCGAAGACCUUCGAGCGGUCCCAAAGUCAGCAGUCUCAUCAAUGACAUCGAUCGCCUUAAGCUUGAACUCGACGAGAAACUGCAAAAGUAUCGCAUCGAUAAACGUGGCCAAUUGCAGGACAUGUGGCACUACAUGCAGACCCUCAAGGAGGAUGUCUUCAAGCCCGAGCGACUAAGUCUCUACACAGUUAAUGCUGUGAGGGAGCGCAUUAUAGGGCUGAAUGGUCAACUGGAGCGACUCAACGUGCAAAACUCCAAGGAAUUGGAAUCCCUGAAGCAGGAGUUUGACCAAAUGGAGCGGGAGAAUAAAUUCGUGUGGAAGGAUAGCAUGUGAUGAAAGCGUAGAGUAGAAAUUUACGACCAGAAGCACAACUUUUUUAAUAAAGAAAGAAUGAAUAAUAUAUAUAUUAUUUCUCUUAAGUUUUCUUCUUAUUUGU